Fibroporia radiculosa is the source of this 1236-nucleotide messenger RNA. RefSeq lists its product as uncharacterized. Gene Ontology annotation, biological process: oxalate metabolic process. The record is from RefSeq and is a predicted model, not a curated record. Bases 1 to 1236 code for a protein of 411 amino acids. NCBI's taxonomy places the organism in Eukaryota, Fungi, Basidiomycota, Agaricomycetes, Polyporales, Fibroporiaceae. The transcript has 17 exons.
AUGUGGAACACGACGACUACGAGCGAUUCGAGUGUGCAGGCUGUGAGGAUUGGGAGCACGUCGAGCGAGACGGUGAAUCUGCAGCCGAUGCGGGGCACGCUCGGGACGACGAUCCUCGGCCAACAGAAUAUGGCACUGCAAGCACAGAAUCCCGAUAUCCUCGCGCCACCGACGACGGACAGCGGGGUGAUUCCGGGCGGAAACAUCAAGUGGCCGAUGACUCUGAGCCCCAUGCGGCUGCAGACGGGUGGCUGGGCGAGACAGCAGAAUAUCAACCAGAUGCCAAUCGCAACCUGUGGGUACUUGCGUGGAUCUAUGGCUGGUGUCGACAUGCGUCUUGAAGCCGGCGCAAUCCGGGAGCUCCAUUGGCACAAGACAGCUGAAUGGGCAUAUGUGCUCAGCGGCUACAUGCAAGUCACCUCGGUCGAUCAGGACGGCAGGAAUUACUUGGGCAACGUCGGCCCCGGUGAUCUCUGGUACUUCCCGCCUGGUGUUCCGCACAGUCUGCAGGCGACGAACGAUGAUCCCAAUGGGGCAGAGUUUCUUCUUGUCUUUGACAACGGAGACUUUAGCGACGACUCGACAUUCCAGCUGACGGACUGGCUCGCACAUACGCCGAAGGAGGUGAUUGCGAAGAAUUUCGGGACGAGUAUCUCCGCGUGGGACGAGCUGCCUGGCAAGGAGCUGUACAUCUUCCCUGGCAAUUCGCCCUCCCCUGAUGCGCAAGCGGUAGAGGACCCAUACGGGCAGGUGCCGAAUCCAUUCACGUUCAAGAUGUCGAACAUGUCGACGACACCGCUUGCCGGGGGUUCAGUCAAGAUCGUCGAUUCGCGUACGUUCCCGGCCGCGACGGCAAUUGCGGUGGCCGAGGUGACUGUCGAACCUGGAGGAAUGCGCGAGCUCCACUGGCAUCCGACUGAGGAUGAAUGGACUUACUUUCUCUCUGGCACGGCCAGGGUGACAGAAUUCGCAUCGAGUAGCACUGCUCAGACGUUCGACUUCCAGGCCGGAGAUGUUGGGUUCGUCCCGGCCACGUACGGACACUACGUUGAGAAUACCGGGAACGACACACUGAAGUUCCUCGAGAUCUUCAAUACAGAUAUUUUCCAAGAUGUCAGUCUUGCUCAGUGGCUCGCGUUGAUCCCGCCGCAGCUUGUACAGGCGCACUUGCAAAUCUCGAAUGAGACUAUUGCAGGGUUCAACAAGACCAAACAAGUUGUCGUCGGACCCAACUAA